CCCCCUCAUCCUGCCCUGGAUGAGUAGUGGUAUGGCCAAGACGCACACUGCGAUCGCGUAUUCACAAUAGAGCUCCGGCGUGGCAAAUGGCUAAAACCUACGAUUACCUCUUCAAGCUCUUGCUCAUAGGAGACAGCGGGGUUGGAAAGACGUGUCUUCUGUUCCGCUUCAGCGAGGACGCGUUCAACACCACCUUCAUCUCUACGAUCGGAAUUGACUUCAAAAUCAGGACUAUUGAGUUAAAUGGAAAGAAAAUCAAACUCCAGAUAUGGGACACGGCGGGACAGGAGAGAUUUAGGACCAUCACUACAGCAUACUAUAGAGGAGCAAUGGGCAUUAUGUUGGUCUAUGAUAUCACUAGUGAAAAGUCCUUUGAAAACAUCAAGAACUGGAUUCGUAACAUUGAAGAGCAUGCAUCAUCAGACGUAGAGCGGAUGAUCCUCGGAAACAAAUGUGACAUGAACGACAAGAGACAGGUGUCUAAGGAGAGAGGAGAGAAGUUGGCAAUAGAUUACGGAAUCAAGUUUUUAGAAACCAGUGCAAAAACUAGUGUAAAUGUGGAAGAGGCCUUUUUCACCCUAGCGAGAGACAUUAUGGCCAGACUCAACAGAAAAAUGAAUGAUAGCAGCAAUGCAGAAGGUGGGGCACCAAUCAAGAUCACAGAGAAGCGUUCCAAGAAGCACAGCAUAUUCAGGUGCACACUCGUAUAACGGACUCCAGCGAGUGGAAUGCAUCUAUGGACUUGAUCUCUCUAGCUGCAAAAUCAGCUGGUGUGGAAGGUCGUAUGAGCCUCUACUGAGAGGUGCGCACUCACGUUCUUAAUGAACAGAAAGAGACUCCUGUUCAUACAGACCAACCAGCGAGUUGGCAAGAAAGAUACUGGAGGGGUUCGAAGUACCUAGUUUAUGAAAUGUCUUAUUGUUUCUUUUGGCCUUUUUGUGAUAAUCAUGGCACAUGUUUGGGUUUGACUUUUUUUUUUUUUAUAAUAUCAAAGCUUGAAUUAUUCCUUUUUAUAGAGCCUUUAUUCAUAUUUUAUAAAGCUUUUAUAAGCAUAACAAGUGUUAUACUGUCAUUACACAUUAUUUAUGGGCAGAUGAUUCAAAAAAAUCUAUAGUAUGACUAGCAAGUUGUGUAUAAUUAAAGCGCACCUUUAAAGAUUUUAAUGGAGGUGGAAUUAGAACGGAUCGUGUAUAUUGGAAAAUAUCUCUGGCUUUGUCUCACAGGCACAUAACCAUGUAUAGCACUGACAGAGAUCCUGCACUCCCUGCAGUGUGGAGACUCAAAUAUAGAACAUGACAGCUGAAGAGCAUGAUGGGUAAAAGUAUGCGUGUAUAGUCUGUCUGUGUGUCUGUAAAGCAGCAGCCAAUCAAAACGGAGACAUGAUGUGUGUGUGUGUAUAUAGCACAAGUUAGGACAGGGGUCCCAGCUGUGGUCUUGUCUAAGAGUCCAACACAGCUUGCUGAGAUUCCUGUUGAAAGACACCUAAUUGAACUUAUCAGUGAGUAAACCGGUUUAGUCAGUGUGUCAGUGAAAACUGGGAAAUCACUGAACUGUGCUGGACUUUGGUUCCGCAUGGUAGGAAGGGUAGCAUUAUUUACACGUAUCUCUGGUUAAUUUACCUUUAAAAAGAAAAAAAAACACCUUGUGUGAUUGGCAAAGGUUUGCAUGUUUGAUAUUAACUUCUGAGGAAUGAUUUAAAAUAUCUGUAUAUGAAUGUAUAGGAAAGCCACUAAUGCAUGCUUUUACUGUUGUGUGUAUAAUGUGCUAUUAAUUUUAAACAUUAGCAUUCUUGCUGCUAUGUAUAUUAACAAAAUACCACCUAUACUUAUUGCUGUUUGUUAAAAGCCCAAAGUACUUUUGCUUUAUACCCAUCAUAACCUGUGAUAUCUAUUACUAGUAGGUCUUUGAAGGAAAAUACAAUUAUCAAAUGGACAGUUAUGUGUUGCUCUGUGUGUCUGUGUUUUGAGUGAAUUCAUGUCAGUAUUUAAUGUAUUCUGUACCUAGUAGCAUUUAUUUCACUGGUGCCAACGCUCUUAAUAUAGUUGAAAUGAGGAUGAGUGUCUGCAAAUAGACAAUAUCAAAGUGUUUCAGUUGCACUAAUGUUUCAGAAGAAGGAACAUUUCAAAAUAGUCUGACGGAUUGAGUCAGCAAUAAAAAGUUCUUGCUAAGAUUAUUGUUUCCUCUUUCCAGCCCAAGAACUGAGGACUUGGAAAUGUCUGUCCACGAGUCAGUGUUUUAUUUUCUCAAAAACUGCAGUAGCAGCCCUGCUUCAGCGCUCACCAUAAAAUACAAGCAAAUGUAGCAUAAUUAUUGUAGCCUUGGUGUUCAGAUGGGACCAUUGUGAUCAGUGGCAUCAUAGGCCAUAUAUAUCUACAGUUUGUCUCCUGAGGCUAUUGAUUUGAAUUAUUUUUGUGAUUGUGAACAAUGUACUGCCAUCUAUAAAUUUAGUAAGGAAAUGUUUCUUAAACAGCCUACUCAUCUGCCAAGCAAAAGAUUUGUUUAUAUAUUAAAAAAAAGGAGUGUAACCUCCAAUUUCCAGUGUGAUUUUUUUUUCUAAAAUGAAUUGUGAAACUUUUUGUACCACAUAUAACCAAAGUAAAAUUGCAUAGCAUUA
Messenger RNA from Neoarius graeffei (lesser salmon catfish), 2614 nucleotides. RefSeq names its product RAB8B, member RAS oncogene family (gene rab8b). Gene Ontology annotation, biological process: protein secretion; cellular response to insulin stimulus; regulation of exocytosis. Lineage: Eukaryota; Metazoa; Chordata; Actinopteri; Siluriformes; Ariidae. The record is from RefSeq and is a predicted model, not a curated record. The transcript has 7 exons. Gene Ontology annotation, molecular function: GTP binding; GTPase activity. Gene Ontology annotation, cellular component: plasma membrane; endosome; trans-Golgi network transport vesicle. Bases 87 to 710 code for a protein of 207 amino acids.